AUGCGGAACAGAGCUCUUGGAGUAUUAGCGAUUGGAGGAGGCGUUGUUGUGGAAGAUCAGCCAGAUGUGAGUGCAGUGUUGUCUGCCUACAAUCAGCAGGGAGACCCGACGCUGUAUGAGGAAUACUACAGUGGAUUAAAACACUUCAUUGAGUGUUCCCUGGACUGUCAUCGAGCAGAAUUGUCUCAGCUGUUUUAUCCUCUCUUUGUGCACAUGUACUUGGAAUUGGUCUACAAUCAACAUGAGAGUGAAGCAAAGUCUUUUUUUGAAAGAUUUCAUGGGGAUCAGGAGUGCUAUUACCAGGAUGACCUGCGUGUAUUGUCUAGCUUAACCAAAAAAGAACAUAUGAAAGGUAACGAGACCAUGCUGGAUUUUCGAACAAGCAAAUUUGUGCUGCGUAUUUCCCGUGACUCUUACCAACUCUUGAAGAGGCAUCUUCAGGAAAAGCAGAACAAUCAGAUCUGGAACAUUGUUCAGGAACAUCUUUACAUUGAUAUCUUUGAUGGAAUGCCUCGCAGUAAACAACAGAUAGAUGCUAUGGUUGGAAGCUUGGCCGGGGAGGCAAAACGAGAGGCUAAUAAAGCAAAGGUUUUCUUUGGCUUGUUGAAAGAACCAGAGUUUGAUGUGCCUUUGGAUGAUGAAGAUGAAGAAGGAGAAAAUGAGGAAGGAAAGCCAAAGAAGAAAAAACCUAAAAAAGAUAGUGUAGGGUCAAAAAGUAAAAAACAAGACCCUAAUGCUCCUCCCCAGAACAGAAUUCCUCUGCCUGAACUGAAAGACUCUGACAAGCUGGAUAAAGUAAUGAAUAUGAAAGAAGCUGCAAGGCGUGUGCGUCUUGGCCCAGAGUGCCUGCCCUCCAUCUGUUUCUACACAUUCCUUAAUGCUUACCAGGGUCUGACUGCAGUGGAUAUUACAGAUGACUCUAGCAUGAUCGUAGGAGGCUUUGCUGACUCUACUGUCAGAGUGUGGUCUGUGACUCCGAAAAAGCUACGUAGUGUGAAAACAGCAGCAGACCUCAGUCUCAUUGACAAAGAAUCAGAUGAUGUCUUGGAGAGGAUCAUGGAUGAGAAAACAGCAAGUGAGUUGAAGAUUUUAUAUGGUCACAGUGGACCUGUCUAUGGCACCAGCUUCAGUCCUGAUAGGAACUAUCUGUUGUCCUGUUCUGAGGAUGGCACUGUCAGAUUGUGGAGUCUCCAAACGUUCACAUGUUUGGUGGGAUAUAAAGGACACAACUACCCCGUAUGGGAUACACAAUUCUCUCCUUAUGGUUAUUAUUUUGUGUCAGGGGGACAUGACAGAGUGGCUCGUCUGUGGGCAACAGAUCACUACCAGCCUUUACGGAUAUUUGCUGGCCAUCUUGCUGAUGUGACGUGUACUCGAUUUCAUCCAAACUCCAACUAUAUUGCCACGGGCUCAGCAGACAGGACUGUGCGGCUCUGGGAUGUUUUGAAUGGGAAUUGCGUGAGAAUAUUCACUGGACAUAAGGGACCAAUUCAUUCAUUGGCAUUUUCUCCCAAUGGACGAUUCCUGGCUACUGGAGCAACAGAUGGAAGAGUUCUGCUGUGGGACAUUGGACAUGGCCUGAUGGUUGGAGAAUUGAAAGGGCACACUGACACCAUCUACGCGCUCAGAUUCAGUAGAGAUGGGGAGAUUUUAGCAUCAGGUUCAAUGGAUAACACAGUUCGUCUGUGGGAUGCUGUGAAAGCAUUUGAAGAUUUAGAAACCGAUGACUUUACUACAGCUACUGGACACAUAAACUUGCCAGAAAACUCACAGGAGUUGUUACUAGGUACAUACAUGACCAAAUCAACCCCAGUUGUACACCUCCAUUUUACACGCAGAAACUUGCUGCUGGCUGCAGGAGCCUACAGUUCGCAGUAAACCGGGGAGCUGUAAGACUGACUGUGCCAAGUCAUUGCAGUAGUGACCUCAGGAUGUGGGAUGAGGAGGAAUGUCUUGUACAGGUAGACCUGGCUAGGCUGUUGCAGGACAAAUGAAACUAUGUAAACUAAUGCAAGUAGCGUCUGCCCAGUCCUGCUAUUUCAUAUUUAUCCACGGUUUGAAAAUGCUGGAGACUGACAAGACAUCGUGGCUGUAAAAGAAGGAAUUGUUUAUGGUGCUUUUGAUA
Opisthocomus hoazin is the source of this 2125-nucleotide messenger RNA. NCBI's taxonomy places the organism in Eukaryota, Metazoa, Chordata, Aves, Opisthocomiformes, Opisthocomidae. The record is from RefSeq and is a predicted model, not a curated record.